Messenger RNA from Durio zibethinus, 1178 nucleotides. RefSeq lists its product as uncharacterized. Lineage: Eukaryota; Viridiplantae; Streptophyta; Magnoliopsida; Malvales; Malvaceae. Gene Ontology annotation, cellular component: cytosolic small ribosomal subunit; ribosome. The record is from RefSeq and is a predicted model, not a curated record. Gene Ontology annotation, molecular function: structural constituent of ribosome; RNA binding. Gene Ontology annotation, biological process: translation.
AAGCCCAUAGCCCAUAAAAUCCUAAGCCCCCAAAACCCUAAUUUUCCCUUGAACACUCUUGGCAUAUAAAACCCUAACCCUAACCGCUCUCAAUAUCUUCUGUCGUCAGUUAUCUCUCUCACUCUCUGCAUCCCUCCAAAUCCUAAUCAAAAGCAAAAAUGGCAGAAAGGGGCGGAGGAGAACGUGGCGCUUUCAGGCGUGGCUUUGGCGGUGGCAGAUCGGACCGUGGCCCAAGAGGCAGGCGUCGUGGCCGCAAGGACGAAGAGGAAAAAUGGGUACCCGUCACAAAACUCGGCCGUUUAGUCAAAACUGGAAAAAUCACAUCCCUCGAACAAAUCUACCUCCACUCUCUCCCUAUCAAAGAAUACCAAAUCGUCGACCAACUCGUUGGCCCUUCCCUGAAAGACGAGGUCAUGAAGAUCACUCCAGUCCAGAAGCAAACACGUGCCGGCCAGCGCACGCGUUUCAAGGCCUUCGUCGUCGUUGGCGAUGGAAAUGGACACGUUGGAUUGGGUGUGAAGUGUAGCAAAGAAGUUGCGACGGCUAUAAGAGGGGCGAUAAUAUUGGCUAAGUUGUCAGUGAUACCGGUGAGGAGAGGGUACUGGGGGAAUAAGAUCGGGAAACCUCAUACGGUGCCGUGCAAGGUUACCGGGAAAUGUGGGUCUGUUACUGUUAGGAUGGUCCCUGCUCCUAGAGGUGCUGGGAUUGUGGCUGCUAGGGUGCCCAAGAAGGUGCUUCAGUUUGCUGGGAUCGAAGAUGUUUUUACUUCUUCCAGGGGUUCUACAAAAACUCUUGGUAACUUUGUCAAGGCCACCUUUGAGUGUCUUCUGAAAACUUACGGUUUCUUGACUCCUGAUUUCUGGAGAGAGACUCGCUUCACAAGAUCUCCUUUCCAGGAGUAUACUGAUCUGUUGGGUAAGCCAUCGAAGACCCUUGUACUUGAAGAUGGGGAAAGGGUGGAUGUAUGAUGGAGAUGUACGAGUAAUUAUUAAGACGUGGCUUCAAUGCCUAAUUUAGUAAUAUGAAGUUCCUUUUAAGUUGUUAAGAGGAUGCUGCUAUCUUCACUUUUUCGCCUGUUCGGUUUUGUCAAUAAGAUAUUCAGUAAUUGUUCAGCAACUGCAGUUUUGUUUUUCACUAUCUGGAUUCUUUAUAAGAUUUCGGUUACAUGAGUUAAAGUC